This is a messenger RNA of Triticum dicoccoides, 2089 nucleotides long. Its product is annotated as PR5-like receptor kinase. Gene Ontology annotation, molecular function: ATP binding; protein kinase activity. NCBI's taxonomy places the organism in Eukaryota, Viridiplantae, Streptophyta, Magnoliopsida, Poales, Poaceae. The record is from RefSeq and is a predicted model, not a curated record. The transcript has a single exon. Gene Ontology annotation, biological process: protein phosphorylation. The coding region runs from base 108 to 2078 and encodes 656 amino acids.
GCAAUCCCCUAUCAUUCUUCCAUGUUGUUAGCUGUCACAGGAGCCCAGUUGCAAGUUCGCAACUCAAACUCUGAUUCAAGUUCGGUGCAAGCAAAAUCAUAACACAAAUGGCAGUGGCGAGUACCUCUUCGGCUCUCUGUCGCCUGCCUCUCCUUCUCGUCCUCCUACUCAUCGCUGCCACCAGCGAGGCCACCACAUUCAGUGUCAUCAACCGAUGCUCCUACACCGUGUGGCCAGCCGCUGUUCCGGUUGGUGGUGGCGUGAAGCUCGAUCCGGGGGAGAUGUGGGAGAUGGACGUUCCCGCUGGCACCACGAGCGGGCGCAUCUGGGCACGCACAGGCUGCUCAUUCAAUGGCGAAGGCAACGGGUCGUGCCAAACUGGCGGCUGUGGCGGCUUGCUCGCCUGCAAGGACAAUGGUCAACCGCCCAACACGAUGGGCGAGUUCACGCUUGGCCAAGGCCAAACGAGUGACUUCUUCGACAUCUCCCUCAUCGACGGCUUCAACGUGCCCAUGGACUUUCUGCCGGUGCUGGUUCAGGGAAGGUCAGGAUGCAGCAGGGGCCCAAGGUGCGCAGCCAACAUCACAUAUCAGUGCCCAGACGAGCUGAUGGUGCUGGGGGGUUGUAACAGUCCAUGCAGGAUCUUCGGGGGGGACACUUACUGCUGUACUGGGAGCGCGACAAGCAACUGCGUCCCCACGAACUACUCAAAAUUCUUUAAGCGGCUGUGCCCAGAUGCCUACAGCUACCCCAAGGAUGAUUACAAGAGCACUUUCAGUUGCCCGACGGGCACCAACUACCAGGUCGUCUUUUGUCCCCUGAUUAAUCAAACAUUAUCGCCUACACCUGAAAAUCCCGUGCCUGCACCCCCGACCGAGGUAAGACCUCCGACCCCAAGUACUCUGCCUGCAGCUAUUGGACCAACAAGCAUGAAACCGAAAUCCUCCUAUGUAAGAAGAGUUGUUGCAAUCCUAGCUCCCAUAGGCGGCUUCAUUUUGCUCACCAUCUUGUUCCUUGUCACUUUUAUAUGUAAAAGGAGAACACAACAACAGCAUGAGAUGGAAGAAGAGGAAGAGUUUGGGGAGCUACAAGGAACACCAAUGAGAUUCACAUUUCAACAGCUAAAAGCAGCAACUGAGCAGUUCAAAGACAAGCUCGGGGAAGGAGGAUUUGGGUCUGUUUUCAAGGGACAAUUUGCUGAUGAAAGGAUUGCGGUAAAACGUUUGGAUCGAUCUGGCCAGGGCAAAAGAGAAUUUUCGGCAGAGGUUCAGACAAUUGGCAGCAUUCACCAUAUUAAUCUGGUGAGAUUGAUUGGUUUCUGUGCAGAGAAAUCCCACAGGCUCUUGGUAUAUGAGUACAUGCCCAAAGGAUCCUUGGACAGAUGGGUCUAUUGUCGACAUGACAAUGAUGCUUCUCCUCUGGAUUGGAGCACGCGGUGCAAGAUUAUAACUCAUAUAGCUAAGGGCCUCUCUUAUCUUCAUGAGGAGUGCACAAAACGAAUUGCUCAUUUGGAUGUCAAACCACAAAACAUCCUCUUAGAUGAUGACUUUAAUGCUAAACUUUCUGAUUUUGGACUAUGCAAACUCAUAGACAGGGAUAUGAGCCAAGUGGUUACCAGAAUGAGAGGCACACCUGGAUAUUUAGCUCCUGAAUGGUUGACAUCACAGAUCACGGAAAAGGCGGAUAUCUACAGCUUCGGCGUCGUGGUCAUGGAAAUCAUCAGUGGAAGAAAGAACCUCGACACUUCCCGGUCAGAAGAGAGCAUCCAUCUCAUCAGCCUAUUGGAGGAAAAGGUGAAGAGUGAUCGGUUGGUAGAUUUGAUUGACAAUAACAGCAACGACAUGCAAGCACACAAGCAAGAUGCAAUUCAGAUGAUGAUGCUUGCAAUGUGGUGCUUGCAGAUUGAUUGCAAAAAAAGGCCUAAAAUGUCUGAGGUGGUAAAAGUAUUGGAAGGUGCGAUGAAUAUAGACAUCAACAUAGAUCAUAACUUUGUUGUGAAUACAGCAAAUUUUGGUAGUCUUGCAAAUGUGAGCUCUUCAGCUCCACCUCUAGCUUCAGAUGUAUCAGGCCCCAGGUGAAACAAGACGAU